AUGCCUGAAGAAGGUCCUUUUGUCUCCAAAGAACUUAAGCCUUUCCAGAAGUUGGCUUCCCUCACCUCCAGUCACGUUAAGUGGUAUAUCCGAGAUUGGGAAACCGAGAAUGUGAUUGUCAGCAUUGGAGACUUCCCUAACGUGCCGUUAAUAGGAACCAAGGGUUGCAUUAACUAUAACCCCAUGUUAUCUCUGAGGCAGCAUGGGUACCCUAUGAAUGGCCCUCCAAAAGUUGAAGCUCUAGAGCCUUUCAUCCUACAUGGUGUUGAAAUGGAUCAUCCCAUGGUGAAGAAGAUCAAGAGGUCUUGGCAAGCAGUUAUCAGAAAAGGUAAGGAGUUGGGUAGGAGAAAUGUCAUUGCCCAAGAGCCUUACACUUGUUGGGUUAGAGAGAGGGUUCAGAUGAUUAAACUCCCGUAUCCAUUUGAUCCUUCUAUCUAUCCAGUGAUUCCUGAGCCAGAGCCCAUAUUACCUGAAGAUGUGGAGAAGCUCAACAAUCGUAUCAAGGAGUUGGAAUUGGAAAAUGCUGAUUUGAGAAUCAGGCUUGGCCGAGUCUCGGUGGAGAAUGGGAACUUGAAAGACGAUCAACAAAAGAAGGACAAAGAGCUUGAAGUCUCCAACAAAAGAGCUAGAGAGUCUGAAGCCAGGAGAGAAAAGUUUGGACAAGCGCUCUUUAGCACUAAAUCUGUGUUCAAAUCAAAGGAAGAGGAGUUGGAUAGAGCUUUACUCCGGAUUCAAAAGCUCAACAAGACUUUGGAGCUGACCCUUGAGAUGAAAAGGGAAGCACGGUUGAUUUCUGAGAUUCGUACUCAUGAAUUGGAGAAUACAAUUCAGAAGUACAAGGAUGCUCUGGAACGUGAGAAGCUGAAGACCGAAGAGUCAGAGAGAGUGUGCACACGAUUGAAACAUCAUUUGGAUCGAGCCGAUGCUAGAAUCCAGGCACUUGAAGGUGGGGAUCAAGAUGCUGCCUAUAUGGUGUUACUGAAUGAAUGCAGAUAUUGGAGGAACCUCUAUAGGGACAUAGAGGUGACCAAGGCUGAAGACGUGCGCAUUAUCCAAGAUCUCCAAGGGCUGUACACUGAGUGGAAGGGCAAAUUUUUGAAGCUGUCCGGAUUUGCGAGUUCCAUCAUGCGUGAGCUACCUGAGAAGCUGCAAGAAGCUGAUUGGUGCAUGUGUCCAGAGAACACACCGCAUCAAGUCUAUAAUUUCAUUAAGUUUUGUCCAACGAUUGAACCCCAACCUGCGCGGGCGGUACCAACAACCUGGCCCACCUAUGGUUUACCUCCUGGUUUCACUCCUGCAGUUGAAGGUGCCCCUGGUUUUGCACCAUCUGCUCAGCAGACAGCUCCUUUACCGACCAUCAAUGAAAACCAUCCGGUGGUUCACACGUUCGCACCUCCUCUCGUUCGUGCACACGUGCAACCCUACUUUGAGGACCAACAACACGCCCCAGACUUUUCAGAUGAAGAUGAGGAAAGGCAGGAGGACCUAAGAGGGAUGAAGGAGAACUACCAGCUGCUUGAGAAGAGAUUGAGGGCUAUGGAAGGUGACCAAGUUUUUGGUGCUACAGCUAAGGAGAUGUGCCUGGUGUCCGGUCUUGUGAUCCCAGCAAAGUUCAGGACCCCAGAUUUCGAUAAGUAUGAGGGCCACUCGUGUCCUAAGAGUCACCUCAUUAUGUACUAUCGAAAAAUGGCUGCGCAUGUAGAGGAUGACAAGCUCAUGAUACAUUGCUUCCAGGAUAGCCUGAGGGGUGCUCCCUCCAAGUGGUACCUAAGCCUGGAUCAGAGUAGGAUUCGGUGUUUCCAGGACUUAUCUGAUGCCUUCAUCCAACACUACAAGUAUAACAUGGAUAUGGCCCCGGAUAGGAGACAACUACUCAACCUGGUUGAAAAGAAGAUUCUGUCUUUUCGAGACGCCGGACCCAAUGUCAAGAACAACCCGUUGCCAGCACAUGGUGAUGUCAAUGCCGUCGAAGAUGCUUCUGAUGUAUGUAUAAUCAAGAAUGUGGAGGAUGUUAAAACUCCGUUGAUAGCGCUUCAUGCAGGAUUGGUGAGGGCUAGAUUGAUUGAUACUUGUCACGAUAGCUGCGAGGAAUGUGCCAUUCAGCCGAAAGGAUGUAAAGUGGUACGAAAUGACAUUCAGAGUUUGAUGAAUCAAGGUGUUUUACAAAUCUCUGGUCCAGCAAUAAAUGAGGAAAUUUCGGUCAUUGAGCCUGUUUUUAACAUACCAGAACCGUUUGAGGUGACUUAUCACAGGAGAGACGUUGUUCAUCCGUCACCCGUGGUGGUAUGCAUGCCUACACCAUUUCCUUUUGAAAGUACCAAGGCAGUACCCUGGAAGUACGGCAUAACAGUGGUAGAUGGAGUGGUGGAUGGAAAACCUGAGGCCACUGAAAGUAAGAAAGGUGUGGAGAAUGUUGACGCCGACAUCACCAAUAUCGCAGGAACAAGCAGAAUGACCCGUAGUGGUCGGAUUUAUACUCCCAAUUUUGAUGUGAACCCUCAAGAGCCAGCAAGGGGAGCUGCAAAUGUAAAUCCUACCCCAGAACAGGGAGGGGCACAGCCGGCUGUGCAAACAGAUGAAGCAAAAACCUCUUUUCAAGCCCUUGAAAUAUCCAAUGCUACACUUGAAGAGGUUAAGGAUCCUGUUGAGAAAGCUAGUUUGUCAUUCGCUUCUUUGAAGAGUGCAAAAUCAGCAGUUGAAAGUGGAGGCCCUGCAGGUUGGGGGCAAGUUAUCAACGUCAACGAGAAGAAUGACCGUUUUGUGGAAGAUGACACUGAAGAUGAGGAAACAUCGAAUCUGAUAUACCGGUGUGAAGCAGCCUUGACAAACUGGGAAGCGGUUGAGAUUCCGGAAUUGCUACAUGAAUAUGUAGAUGUAUUUGCUUGGUCGUAUCAGGAUAUGCCAGGUUUAGAUACUGACAUUGUUGUCCACAAGCUACCACUACAGCCAGAUUGUCCGCCAAUAAAGCAGAAGCUCCGAAGAGCAAGACCUGACAUGGCUCUAAAGAUUUGUGACGAGGUGAAACGUCAAUUUGAUGCCGGUUUUCUAGCAGUUGCCAAGUACCCUCAAUGGGUAGCCAACAUUGUGCCAGUACCCAAAAAGGAUGGCAAGGUCAGGAUGUGUGUUGAUUAUAGGGAUCUAAACAAAGCUAGUCCAAAGGACGAUUUCCCCUUGCCACAUAUUGACACUCUGGUAGACAACACUGCUAAGUUCGCAGUCUUCUCCUUUAUGGACGGAUUCUCGGGUUAUAAUCAAAUCAAGAUGGAUCCAGAAGACAUGGAAAAGACCACAUUCAUCACCCCUUGGGGAACAUUUUGCUACAAGGUAAUGCCAUUCGGUCUCAAAAAUGCUGGGGCAACUUACCAAAGAGCAAUGGUCACCCUUUUCCAUGAUAUGAUGCAUAAGGAAAUUGAGGUUUAUGUGGAUGAUAUGAUUGCAAAAUCUCAAAGUGAAGAGGAUCACAUAGACCACUUGCAAAAGCUAUUUGAGCGUCUUCGGAAAUUUCGACUACGACUAAAUCCUGCUAAAUGCACCUUCGGUGUCCGAUCCGGAAAGUUGCUUGGUUUCAUUGUUAGCCAACGAGGAAUUGAGGUGGACCCUGACAAAGUCCGAGCUAUACAAGAGAUGCCUGCUCCACGCACCGAGCGAGAGGUCAGAGGCUUCCUGGGACGUUUGAAUUAUAUCUCGAGGUUUAUCUCACAUAUGACGGCCACAUGCGAGCCUAUAUUCAAGUUGCUCAGAAAAGAUCAAGCAGUAGAAUGGAAUUCUGAUUGCCAAAUGGCUUUUGAGAGAAUCGGACAGUACCUGCAAGAGCCCCCUAUUCUAAUUCCACCUGUUCAGGGGAGGCCACUCUUUAUGUACUUAACGGUGCUUGAAAAGUCAAUGGGAUGUGUGUUGGGACAACAUGACGAAACCGGUCGAAAGGAACAUGCUAUCUACUAUCUAAGUAAGAGAUUUACCGAUUGUGAAACCCGAUACUCACUCUUGGAGAAAACUUGUUGUGCCUUAGCAUGGGCCUCUCGUCGUCUAAGACAAUACAUGAUUUGCCACACUACUUUGUUGAUCUCCAAAAUGGAUCCAAUAAAGUACAUCUUUGAAAAGCCUGCUUUGACUGGAAGACUCGCCCGUUGGCAGAUGUUACUAUCUGAGUAUGACAUCCAAUAUGUGUCUCAGAAAGCCAUAAAAGGGAGUGUGUUGUCUGAUUACCUGGCAAACCAGCCCGUUGAAGAUUACCAGUCGUUGAAGUUUGACUUCCCGGAUGAAGACAUCAUGGUAGUGAAAGACUGUGAAAUCCCAGGACCUGAUGAAGGACCUGAACCAGGAUCUCGGUGGAAGCUCAUGUUUGAUGCAAGGUUGUGUUUUGAUUGCACGAACAAUAUAGCAGAAUAUGAGGCGUGCAUCCUAGGCAUUGAAGCAGCAAUUGAUCUCCGAAUCAAAAUCCUUGAAGUAUGUGGAGAUUCAGCCUUGGUGAUAUACCAAGUCAAGGGCGAAUGGGAAACCCGUGAUACCAAGUUGAUCCCAUAUCGUGCCCAUGUCAUGGAAUUAAUAAAAUACUUUGACGAAAUCACUUUCCGUCAUAUCCCGAGAACUGAGAAUCAAAUUGCUGAUGCUUUGGCUAUGUUGGCUUCAAUGUACCAAGUCAGAUUCCAUAAUGAAGCACCCCUCAUUCAAAUCGAGCGGAAAGUUGAGCCUGCCUACUGCCAGUCAGUUGAAGAGGAAGCCGAUGGUAAACCCUGGUUUCACGACAUCAAAUGCUUUUUGCAAAAUCAAGAAUAUCCAACAGAUGCCACAACCCUGGACAAGAAAACAUUGAGGAAGUUAGCAUCCAAAUUCUUCUUAAGCAAUGGUGUGUUGUACAAGAGAAAUCACGACAUGAUUCUGCUCAGAUGCGUGGAUGGACGUGAAGCGGACAUGUUGAUCAAGGAGAUUCAUGAAGGAUCCUUUGGAACUCAUGCCAAUGGGCAUGCCAUGGCCAAGAAGAUUUUGAGAGUUGGUUCUUGGCCUUUCUCAAUGUGGGGCAUCGACAUGAUUGGCGCCAUCGAGCCUAAAGCUUCCAAUGGUCACCGCUUCAUCCUGGUUGCAAUUGAUUACUUUACCAAAUGGGUAGAAGCCGCCUCUUAUGCUAAUGUGACAAAACAAGUGGUUGCACGGUUUCUCAAGAAAGAGAUCAUUUGCCGUUAUGGAAUUCCAAGCCGGAUCAUCACAGAUAAUGGGACGAAUCUGAACAAUAAGACCAUGAAAGAAUUAUGCGAGAGUUUCAAGAUUGAGCACCAUAACUCUUCACCAUAUCGUCCAAAGAUGAAUGGCGCUGUUGAAGCCGCUAACAAAAACAUCAAGAAGAUUUUGGUAUAUGGGAUGGAAGCAGUUCUCCCAAUUGAAGUAGAGAUACCUUCAAUGAGAAUCUUGAUGGAGACCAAGCUAGAAGAGGCUGAGUGGAUUCAAAAUAGAUUUGAUCAGUUGAACCUCAUAGAUGAGAAGCGAUUGACUUCUUUGUGCCAUGGACAAUUAUACCAGAAACGGCUUAAAAGGGCUUUUGACAAGAAAGUACGUGUUCGGGAAUUCAGAGAAGGAGACCUCGUGCUUAAGAAGAUCCUGCCAAUACACAAAGACUCACGUGGGAAGUGGACUCCCAAUUAUGAAGGCCCAUAUGUUGUAAAGAAAGUUUUCUCCGGAGGAGCCUUGAUUCUCACAACUAUGGAUGAUGAAGAACUCUCACACCCCGUGAACUCUGAUGCAGUUAAAAAA
Molecule: messenger RNA, 5745 nt
Organism: Lathyrus oleraceus (garden pea)
Lineage: Eukaryota; Viridiplantae; Streptophyta; Magnoliopsida; Fabales; Fabaceae
Exons: 9
Biological process (GO): DNA integration
Molecular function (GO): nucleic acid binding; RNA-DNA hybrid ribonuclease activity
Source: RefSeq, a predicted model, not a curated record